Messenger RNA from Rhineura floridana, 2562 nucleotides. RefSeq names its product vomeronasal type-2 receptor 26-like. The record is from RefSeq and is a predicted model, not a curated record. The transcript is spliced from 7 exons. Gene Ontology annotation, biological process: G protein-coupled receptor signaling pathway. NCBI's taxonomy places the organism in Eukaryota, Metazoa, Chordata, Lepidosauria, Squamata, Rhineuridae. Bases 1 to 2562 code for a protein of 853 amino acids. Gene Ontology annotation, molecular function: G protein-coupled receptor activity. Gene Ontology annotation, cellular component: membrane.
AUGGUACUAUUUGUGGUUUUGGUAUUAGGUUUGCUGCCUCAGACAGUGUGCAAUGUUACUAUUACUCAGUGUUCUAUCAGGGACCCUCUUCCUAUUCUUCACAAAUAUUAUCACUCAGGAGACGUCAUCAUUGCUGCCAUUAUGUCUCAGGUCUAUAUAUUCUCAAAUACACCAAGCUUCAAAAAGCAUCCAUCUCAUGGACCUUCUGAUGAUCAUAUGUAUUUCAGUGCAAGUUCGAUCUAUCUUGCCUCAAUGGAACUUCUCUCUAGACGGGGCAGACUCAUCUUGAACUACAAGUGUGACAUUGAGGACACUCCAGUAGCAGUCAUUGGGGGACCUAACGCUGAAUUCUGUUUCCAUAUGGCAACAGUACUGGAUAUCUACAAGAUGCCACAACUCAUCUAUGGCACUUUUCCUGUAUUCUAUGCUACUUUCUUCCACUGGAUGUUCCCAGAUGUGGCUCACCAAAAAAAUGGGAUUCUUCAGUUGCUUCUGCAUUUCAGGUGGUUGUGGAUUGGGUUGAUUUCUCAAGGGAGUGUGUACUUUGAACAAAGUAUUAUUUCCAUGUUUUCCCAGAAUGGUAUUUGCCUUGAUUUUAUUGAAAGAUUUCCAAAGCUAACCUUUUCCAAUGAGUUCAGUAAAAUGGUGGAGGAAGGUUUUCAAACAGUCAUCACUGUUAUGGGAAGUACUGCCAAUGUUGUGGUUGUACAUGGUGAAAUUCAUAGCAUAAUGGCCAUGAGAAUGCUACCCCAGGUUGCAGAUAUAGAGGAUAUAUCAAUGCAUAGCAAAGCCAAAGUCUGGAUUAUGACAGCCCAGAUGGACUUCACAUCAUAUCCCUUUCAAAGAGGCUGGGACAUAACUUUCCUUCAUGGUGCUGUAUCCUUUUCAAUCCACUCAAAGGAUCUUCCAGGAUUCCAGAAAUUUCUAAGGAUGAGACACCCUACUUGGGAAAAAGAAGAUGGCUUUGUCAGCGUUUUCUGGGAAGAGGCAUUUAGGUGUUCUUUCCCCCGUCCUUCUUUAGACAAGAACUGCAAGGAAUUCUGCACAGGGGAGGAGAAGUUGGAGACCCUUCCAGGGUCUGUCUUUGAAAUGAGCAUGACUGCCCACAGUUACAGUGCAUACAGUGCAGUCUAUACAGUGGCACAUGCUUUGCAUGCUCUGCAUUCCUCCAGUUUCAAGAAAAGAACAACAGUGAAUGGAGAUAAAUGGGAACUUCUGAACCUACAGUCAUGGAAGCUCCACCAGUUUCUCAGAAGUGUCUCAUUUAACAGUGGUGAUGAAGAUAUUUCUUUUGAUGAAAAUGGGAGAUUAGCAUCUGGAUUUGACAUUGUCAACUGGGUCAUAUUCCCAAAUGAGUCCUUUCUUCAGAAAAAAGUUGGAAGACUGGACCUGAAUGCCCCCCUAGACAAGAGUCUCUCUCUUCAGGAUGAUGCUAUUGUGUGGCCCAGAAGGUUCAACCAGGCACAGCCCGUGUCUAUGUGUAAUGAGAACUGCCAUUCAGGUUAUAGUCGGACCAAGAAAGAAGGGAAGCCAUUUUGCUGCUAUGAUUGCCUCCCAUGUCCAGAAGGGAAGAUUUCCAACCAGAAAGACAUGGACAACUGUUUUGAAUGUCCUGGAGAUCAGUAUGCAAACAAUGACCAUGAUGGGUGUAUUCAAAAAGUUUUAACCUUCUUGUCUUAUGAAGAACCUUUGGGCAUUAUUUUGACCACUUCAGCUCUAUCAUUUUCUGUAAUCACAGCCUUGGUGUUUGGAAUCUUCAUUAAGCACAAGGAGACUCCUAUAGUCAAAGCCAAUAACCGGAACCUCACCUACACACUCCUCAUCUCCCUCCUGUUUUCCUUCCUUUGUGCUUUGCUAUUUAUUGGCCAGCCGGAGAUAGUCACAUGCCUCCUUCGACAAACUGCUUUUGCUAUGAUCUUCUCAGUGGCAGUCUCUUGCAUACUGGCCAAAACCACGAUUGUGGUUCUCGCUUUCAUGGCGACCAAGCCAGGCUCCAGCAUAAGGAGAUGGGUGGGUAAGCGAUUGUCCAACUCCAUUGUUCUUUCAUGCUCUCUUAUUCAAGCCACAAUUUGUAUAGUGUGGCUGGCAAUUUCUCCACCAUUCCCAGACUUUGAUAUGCACUCAGUGACUGAAAAAAUGAUACUAGAAUGCAAUGAAGGUUCAACCAUCAUGUUUUAUUGUGUCCUUGGAUUUAUGGGUCUCUUGGCCAUCAUCAGCUUCACUGUGGCUUUCCUAGCUAGGAAGUUGCCUGAUAGUUUUAACGAAGCCAAGUUUAUCACCUUCAGCAUGUUGCUUUUUUGCAAUGUGUGGCUGUCCUUUGUUCCCACCUACCUAAGUACGAAGGGGAAAUCCAUGGUGGCAGUAGAGAUCUUCUCCAUCUUGGCCUCCAGCUCUGGGCUACUGGUCUGCAUCUUUUCCCCCAAAUGCUAUGUCAUUUUGCUGAGGCCUGAGUUGAAUAGCAGGGAGCAGCUAAUAAAAAAGGGGGGAAUCAAGUGUAACAGGUGGAGUUCUUGGUCUACACAAGAAACCUAUAUCUUUGGAUCAAAACCAGUAUCAUGUUAA